AAGAUGAAAACAGUGCAGUCUGAGUGACUGGAGAUACAGCAGUCUGUUUUAGCUGCAGUGUUAUGUAGGACUGUCUUCAGACUUCUUACCUUUGGUUUUUCAGCACAAACUGCUUGCAGGUUUUGGAAGGCUGUGAAAGGACUUACCAUUUGUGUAUUAGUGUUUUCUGUGUAUCAUCAUAUUACCUUGCUUUUCCCUGGACAGCUGUGUUCAGAGCUUCAUGUGGAAAUCUUUCUGUUGAAGAGAGAUAAAAAGGAUCCUUAAUCUGAUUCUGUUUGGAUCUUUCUAUUUUUAUGGUAUAAGUUUAUCUAUUCAUGGGGCUGAAAAGCGUGUGCAAAUCUGCCAGAGGAGAACUGCAGAAAGCUACCCAGUGUCACAACGUCUGCCCGUGGUUGGGCAUCCUUCACUCCCACAAGUCAGAAGGUCAAUAAAAAUGGAAGCUUCAUCUUCUGGAUCUAGUAUUUCAGCCGUCACUGGUGGAAAAGCAAAAACCCAUCAGCCAGAAGGAAGAAAGGAUUUGCAGGUUAACCGGCUGGAAACGCAAAUAUGGAUAAAACCAGACAUACAGAAGACAGAUGUGGACUUUUCAGAAAUUCUUAAUGCAAUACAAGAAAUAGCUAAGGAUGUCAACAUUUUUUUUGAUGAGUUAGAAGGUGUGAACAGCCCUUCCAAAGAUGAUGACUCCCUGCUUCAUCAUGGUAACUUGACCAGUACUUCUGAUGAUGCCAGCAGGUUGGAAGUUGUGGGAGAGGAGGUACCUGAUAAGAACAAGACCAAUGGACUGUAUUUUAGAGAUGGGAAAUGUCGGAUUGACUACAUCCUGGUGUAUAGAAAGUCCAAUCCACAGACAGAAAAGAGGGAAGUAUUUGAGAGAAAUAUCAGAGCAGAAGGGCUUCAAAUGGAAAAAGAGUCAUCUCUAACAAACAGUGACAUCAUCUUUGUGAAGUUGCAUGCCCCUUGGGAGGUCCUGGGCAAAUAUGCUGAACUAAUGAAUGUAAGAAUGCCUUUCAGGCCCUUUAACCCCUUCAAUGCUGGAGCCCCCUGCAUACUUGUGCGCUGCUGUUUUUUAAAUGGACAUUUCAUUGAAAUCAAUGGGAGGUCAAGAAGAUCCAGGAGAAAAAUCUAUUACCUGCACCGCCGAUACAAGUUCAUGAAUAGGAUCGAGAAACAAAUAAGCAGGUUUCGAGGAUGGUUACCUAGAAAGCCAAUGAAACUGGACAAGGAGACAUUACCAGAUCUGGAGGAGAAUGACUGCUAUACUGCUCCAUUCAGCCAACAAAGGAUCCAUCACUUCAUCAUACACAACAAAGAUACUUUCUUCAAUAAUGCUACAAGAAGUAGAAUUGUACACCAUAUCCUACAAAGAAUGAAAUACGAAGAAGGGAAGAAUAAAAUUGGUCUGAAUCGAUUGCUCAGUAAUGGCUCCUAUGAAGCUGCAUUUCCUCUUCAUGAGGGAAGUUACAGAAGUAAGAAUUCAAUAAGAACACAUGGGGCAGAAAACCACAGACACCUGCUCUACGAGUGCUGGGCUUCCUGGGGAGUAUGGUAUAAAUACCAACCACUGGACCUUGUUAGACGGUACUUUGGUGAGAAAAUUGGGCUGUACUUUGCCUGGUUAGGCUGGUACACAGGGAUGCUCUUCCCAGCUGCCUUCAUUGGAUUGUUUGUCUUUUUGUAUGGAGUCACCACUUUGAACCACUGCCAAGUCAGUAAAGAAGUCUGCCAAGCUACAGAUAUCAUAAUGUGUCCUAUAUGUGAUAAAUACUGUCCCUUCAUGAGGCUGUCAGACAGCUGCGUUUAUGCCAAGGUAACCCACCUUUUUGACAAUGGAGCUACUGUCUUUUUUGCUGUUUUCAUGGCAGUGUGGGCAACUGUUUUUCUGGAGUUUUGGAAAAGAAGGCGAGCAGUAAUUGCUUAUGACUGGGACUUGAUAGACUGGGAAGAAGAAGAGGAGGAAAUACGUCCGCAGUUUGAAGCAAAGUACUCCAAGAAAGAACGAAUGAACCCCAUAUCCGGGAAGCCAGAGCCUUAUCAAGCAUUUGCAGAUAAAUGCAGCAGACUCAUUGUUUCUGCAUCUGGAAUAUUUUUUAUGAUCUGUGUGGUGAUUGCUGCUGUUUUUGGCAUUGUUAUUUACCGAGUUGUGACUGUCAGCACUUUUGCUGCCUUUAAGUGGGCUUUAAUCAGGAAUAACUCUCAGGUUGCAACUACAGGGACUGCAGUGUGCAUCAACUUUUGCAUCAUCAUGCUACUGAAUGUGCUCUAUGAAAAGGUUGCUCUUUUCCUGACAAAUUUAGAGCAGCCUCGUACCGAAUCCGAGUGGGAGAACAGCUUCACUCUGAAAAUGUUUCUGUUUCAGUUUGUCAAUCUGAACAGCUCUACCUUUUAUAUAGCAUUCUUCCUUGGAAGAUUUACAGGACACCCUGGUGCCUACCUAAGGCUGAUAAACCGGUGGAGACUGGAAGAGUGCCACCCCAGCGGAUGCCUUAUUGAUCUCUGUAUGCAAAUGGGUAUUAUAAUGGUGUUAAAACAGACCUGGAAUAAUUUCAUGGAACUGGGCUACCCGCUAAUUCAAAACUGGUGGACCAGGAGAAAACUACGACAAGAGUAUGGCACACAACGAAAAACAAGCUUCCCACAGUGGGAAAAGGACUACAAUCUGCAACCUAUGAAUGCUUAUGGACUCUUUGAUGAGUAUCUAGAAAUGAUUCUUCAGUUUGGGUUCACAACCAUUUUUGUGGCAGCUUUUCCACUGGCACCACUUCUGGCCUUACUUAACAAUAUUAUUGAAAUUCGGCUUGAUGCAUACAAAUUUGUCACCCAGUGGAGAAGACCUUUAGCUUCCAGAGCCAAAGAUAUAGGAAUCUGGUAUGGGAUCCUAGAAGGCAUUGGAAUUCUUUCUGUUAUCACAAAUGCAUUUGUUAUAGCUGUGACAUCAGAUUUCAUCCCUCGCCUUGUUUAUGCUUACAAAUAUGGACCUUGUGCUGGCCAAGGAGAAGCUGGACAAAAGUGUAUGGUUGGAUAUGUUAAUGCCAGUUUAUCAGUAUUUCUGGUGUCUGACUUUGAAAACCGUUCAGAGCCAACAUCAAAUGGAAGUGAAUUCUCUGGUUCACCAUUAAAAUAUUGCAGGUACAGGGACUACCGAGAUCCUCCUCACUCCCCAGUACCCUAUGGUUACACGCUGCAGUUCUGGCAUGUCUUAGCAGCGCGGCUGGCUUUCAUUAUUGUAUUUGAGCACCUUGUCUUUUGCAUAAAGCACCUGAUUUCCUACUUAAUCCCAGAUCUCCCAAAAGAUCUGAGAGAUCGGAUGAGGAGAGAAAAGUACCUGAUUCAGGAAAUGAUGUAUGAAGCUGAACUAGAACGUCUGCAGAAAGAGCGGAAGGAAAGGAAGAAGAAUGGAAGAUCUUAUCACAAUGAAUGGCCAUGAUGGGGUGAGGAAGAAUCUGCUUAAAUGAAGAUAGGAAUUAUGUUUAUAAAAAAUUCCUGGUUUUCUACAAUGGAGAGUGCACUGAAAGGAAUAGUCAGUCAAUGUUGUGUGCACUUAGCACAUGUGCCCCCGUGUUUAAUAGUGUGCAUAUUGUCAUAAGCUUUUUGAAACUAGAGGUCUUUCAAGGCUUAGUCUUCUCCAGAGCUAACGUCAGCAUGAGCAGAUCAGAGCAAUGCUUAAGACUCUGCUCUCUUCCCAGGAAGCUCCCAGGCACUGACUUAAAUUCAAGGCCCUGAACUGCGAAGCAGUUAUAUAUCUUACAGUGCUUUACUGUACAGAGUGAUCUUAUGGCUCGUUCCCAUGACCAAGUUGCCACUCCAUAACCAGUGACGGCAUGUUGGCAGCAUGGCAGUAGUUGUCUGUGUGUGGCUACCACCUGCAGCACAUGCAUGGCAACGUUGCCCUCUUCCAGCGUGGAUUAAGCUGUGUUAGCUUGCAUUUACCACGGAUUAAGGUCACAUUUGUGGACCACUUCCAUUACUCCAACAAUACUGAAGUAUUUUUUAGGAGGAGAUGUUUGAUCAUGAGUCUAAUCAACUGGUCUAACGAUGCUGAAAAAUGUAGGUGUGCAGAAGUGCGGACAGAUAGACAAGCAUCUAAAUGUGGCCAGGGGUAUCUAACUGUAGGGUCAUUUAUUUAGAAAUGAUACUGUGAAAAGUUGGUAAUUUGCUCUAAAGAUUUGAACAGUGCCUUUUCAGCUAUAGGACUGUCUGGUCUCUGAAGGAAACAAAUCAGGCUAGGGCAUCUUGCCCAGAACUGCCUGUGAAUUUGUAUUGCAAGAUCACAUUGAGGCCUCAUCAGGAAUUAGGCUGUACAAUACAUGUAACAGAAGACAGACUGUGUCUUAAAGACCUAUCUAUGUAAGUAAAACAAAAGAACAGAUGAACAAGGUCAGCAGAGCAAAAGAACACAGUCAUCCAGAAUCUCUACACUUGUAACAUUUUCUUUUCAUUCUUUCAUUAUCUGUGAAGGGGUGGAGGGGAAGCAUAAAACAACAGACUGUAGUAUGAAAUAGGUUGAAAUCCUUUAUGCAGAGCAAUUCUACACAAGCUAGAGAAUUAGAUUUGGGUGAAAUGGGCCACUGUCUACAUCCUUUUGCAAAUUCUUUAGCAUUAAUAAAUUUAAAAUUUCCCAGAUAAUUAACACAAAAUAGUGGAGUUGUAGGUCUGAAGACUGCAGAAGCGUUGGAUGGAGCAACAUGAAUCAGAAUGCUGAGUAUUGUGAAAUCUCUACCACCUCUUGCCUCAACGUGAUAACACUCCAAUUCUUGCAGAACAUGCAGUGGCAUAAUCAGCCACAAGGUGAAGAAGGAUGUUCAAAAGCCAAGACUGUAAGAAGCCAAGUGGAAGUAAGCCUAUGUCCUGGUGAGGACAGAGCUAGAUACAAAACACUGGAGCUGAUCUAUUUGCUUAGCCCUUUUCCAAAUAACUGGAGCUCCAUAAAAAUUAGUUCUCUCAGAAAACUUAAGGAAUUGUGACCUUGUUAGUUUGGAGAUAUUUAAGAAGGAGGAAAAAUCAGCAAGUUGUUUCUACAAGUUCUCCUGGAAAUCAUUCAAUAGAAGGGCUCGAAUUUGCCCUUCUGGACAGACCACACAAUGCAAGACCGUAUGGAUGGAUGCCUCAAGCUCCACGAGACAUCAGGACCAUUUGCACCAGGACCCCAUAUUGCCAAAUCAGAUCUUUUAACUUCUUUCCACUUCAGCGGAGAACUGUGUUACUUCCGUGCAGGGGGAAGGUUUUAAUGAAAGGUAAUAUGGCCUGAGGAAGGAGAGGGGUGGAAGAAAAUGUAUGUACCCUCUCCUCUGUACCCUCUGCUUGCCUACACUUCGCUUCCUCAUGGCAAGGAACCUCCUCCAGUAGUAACCCAUCAUCCUACAUGAAGAAGAUAAAUGGCACAGCAGCUCCCACUUAUCAGGUGCUCCUGGCCCAAGCCAGGAGGUCCCAUAAGGCAACAUAAGCACUGAAGGAAUUUCAGGAUUAAACUGUUCUCUGUUGACUCAGUGCCAAACUGAGUGGGGUGUAUUCCUGCCUAAUGAGGGAGUGAACUUGUUCAUCUUUGCUUCAGCUUACAGCAGCUGUGGACACAUCCCUGGUGGGCAGUGGAGAAACGGGGGUAUUUCUGUCUCAGUAAACAGGGGAUGGGGAUCGGGCAAUGUCAUCCUCCGAUGCACAUGUGCCAGAUGGGUUAGUACUUGCCACCCACCACCUACGGGUGUGUACUGCACUUGCAGUCUGGGGACUUGCAGGGAAGGAUUGCUGUGCGAAAUCACAUUCAGACCAAAUUCACAUGAGUGAUUGGGUUAGUUUGCAUACCCUCUCUUAAAUAGCUAAAACAACAGAUGACAAGAGCUUAGAAACUGUUUGCUAAGUAGUAAAGUGAGACAUGAGUCAUGCAUAAAAUCAGUGUCACCCAUACAAGUGUGAUCCUUUGCAAACUCCUGCAGCAAGAUAUAGCUUUGUCAACAUAGAUCUCAGUAACUUCCGAGAACUGAAGUGAAACCUAGUAGAAUAUAAACUGACUUCCUCUUCAGAGGAACGCCGCAAUAUAAUGUGCCAAAACAAAUAAAGUGCAGCAGAGAUACAAUAAAUUAUAAUUGCUUUUGAGAAUAGUUUUCAACAUAGCAACAUAAUGAUGAGUUUUCAUGACCAUACAUUGCUAGAAGUUGUGUCCUGUUCUGCUCUAAAUGAGAACAUGAGUUGGCUGCUUACCAAGCAUGUGCCGAGUGCAGUGCUGAAAGGGGCUCUGCCUUCCCUGGCAGAUCCUGAGUAACAUUUCUGCCACUUGAUGUUGACUCAUCAACCCACCAAGGUUUCUGUGCUGCUAGUGUGCUGUGAAUAGAUUUCCCUUGAGUCUUUCAGAGUUAUAUAACAGAACGCUCAGGAAAGAUGACCCCUUUUUAUUUAUUUCAUUAAUUAGGAAGAUAUAAAUAAUAGGCUAAUAAUAAUAAAUGCCAUUUGAAUGGUCUUUAGAUAGCAAAUUUAUGCCAUUCCCUUUUUUUUGAUCUGAUGAUGGGUUUUGUUUAAACCUCCAGGUGACCAUCCUAUAUGUUGUUUACUUAUUCCAGCUCCACAAGAGCACUACCUUCAAGGGAAUGAGAAAAAAUGCAACCUCAAUGCAUGCCACAGACAUUUUACAUAGCGAGCGGGACAGCACACAUCAAAGGAUUUACUGUGAAAUCAUCUUGCAAUCAGCAUAGGAUUGAUCUCCAUAGACCACUCUUGACAGCAAGCAUGUACUUCAUGAGCAGUUACACGCCAGUUUUUAAAACCAAGGAAAAAAACAAUUGUAUAUUGGGACUGUUUUUCAGCCUGUUUGCUACGUUUUUUGCAUUCUGUCCCAUGCUGGUUUUACAGAUCUUAGACUAAAAAAUGUUAAUGAACAACCUGGAUACUUUAAGAAAAAUCCUAGGUAUAGAACAUCAUCUGCGUUCAAGCCAUCAAAUACUACAACAGAAACCGUGUUUACAAAUCAGUUCUUUUUUAUUUUAAAUCUUUCUGAGGGGAGUUAUGUUAUUUACCAUAUAUAUAAUAUAUAUAUAUAAAGUAUAUAGAGAGAUUGUUUAUUUGUAAAUAAAAAAAUCCUAUGGAGAAGAAUGUCAAGUUUUCACACUUUAAAAAAAAUCAUCAACAUAAAGCCAUGUUUAAUGCUUGUAUAAUGUGACGCAAUAAACUUUAAAAUAAAUUAUGCAUAUGAAAUAUUUGCUGUUUGGGAUUUACAAAUUAUUUUCUGGUUACCUUAUUUGUUCAGCAAGCAAACAGAUCAGUCAGGUGGAAGCAAAUUUAAACGCAGACUGAAAAGGGCUAAAAUCUGUCACUGCUUUCUCUCUGUGGAUCCUUUGUGUAUUCACAUAGUCAAAUAUUGUUCCUGUUGUGUUGUUAGUUCUUUUUUAAAAUAUUCCUUCUUGUUUUGUCUCUUGAUGCUGCCAGGUGCUGUAUGUAAUUUGGACAGUGUGAAGUGCUCCCACUCCCGUGGAAUUAAACGGGUUUGAGCAUCCUGCAUUUCUUUGUCGGGUGAGCUCUUAGCAGAGAUAAAGAAUCAGGGUGCAGGAGUGUGAUGGAGACACCAAGAAAUAUCUUGCUGCUUUUAUACAGACGAGACCCUGGCUGAGAGUCUAGCUAGCAGAAGACAGUAUAUGAUCCCAGAGAAAAUAUUAUUCAAACUCAAUUGAUUGCUUUAAUUAGUGAUGCCAAUUAAAACAAGAAGCAUAUAGAAAAAAAAGUAAAGCAGAAAGAGUCACUUUGUAGCUCUGCAGCAACCAUGGGAGGCUAGUUAGCAAAAAAUGGGGUGAUUUCAGGGAUCAUCUGCAAAGCUCACAGCAAGAUAUUCUCCCCAGUGAAAAUUCAUCUUGAUGUUGUGGACCAAUAGAUAUCACCUGGCCCAAACUUUGACUUCAUACAAAAAUGAGAGUUAAAUGACUGCUCAGUGCUCAAACAGUGACUUCAAGCAAUAAGUGACGAUAAGUUGGUCAUUUACGUGUUUUCCCUGUUUUAAACAACUACGUGAAUUCAAAGCCUCUGUGGUGCCACAUUUUUACACUAUGAUAACUGGGAAGAUUAGUCUUCACUCCACGAGCAAAACAAGUAGAUGUCACAGAUCAUCCGAGACAGCUUAAGGCAGUAUCAGUUAAGUGCAAAUGGUGAUCUCAGCACAGAGUGGUGCAAUGAAGGGCAAGCUGCUGCUGUUUAACACAGCAGUGAUCCAUCAGCCUCCUGAGAAGCCCAUUCAGGUGGGAGUUCAGCAUUUGUGUUGGGAGGGCUGUAGCUGUACCAGCAGGCACACAGCUCAAGGGCUUGCUACAGCCUUCUGUUCUCUCUGUCCACAGAUUACUCUGUGCCAUAAAGCACAGGCACACAGAGGCAUACCAGUCCACUGCAGCACUCUGCAGCAGCAUGGAGGUACCACUACUUAACCUUUUUCAGAUCUGUGGGCUAAAAGUACCUGGUAAGCAAAAAUUAUUAUAUUCCAGUGCUCAAGAACUAUUCUGUAACACAAAAUGCAGUCUCUCUUUCUGUGUCGUGAAGAUAAGGCACAACGCUGAAUGAGCUGCACUUGCCUUCUGAGACUUAAGAAGCAUAACCAGCUCAUUCAGUCAGUGGACUAGUUGUCUCAGAGUGACUAGGAUAGUUCCAGAAUAGAGACCCCUGUCCUGAAUCCCAGAAGACUUUAUUCAGGACGAUAUUUUUUGUCUCAGAUCUUAGAUAUAGGGACACAAGACAUAACUCAUGGAAUCUAUCCCACUCACUCACAGCCCUUCCACGCAGUGGCUUUAGGCACUUAACCUGGUCACAGAGCUGAAGCAGGGGAAUGGGAGGCAAGGGGCUGGCCCUGAACUCUGCUCUGGAUCAUGCAAGACAGGGCUUCAGGAGGCAAAGGGGAAACCUGCCUCCAUCCCACAGUUCUGCACUGGGUUAGCCGAUGGAGACAUGCCCCUGCGGGCAGCCUGUUCAGUGUCUAUCUGGCCUGUACUCCUCUAGUAGAGGUCUGUUUCUUUAAGUCUAUUUUUUCUUCCUAAUGUUUUCUGAUCCUCUCAGUUCAUCUUACACAGUAGAUCAUCAAGUGCCCUCUGUCACAGGGGCACGGAAUAAAUUCAUUCAGAUGCUAAAGGGCCCCAGUCAAGGUAGAUAAACUAGCACUGUGUCAUAUUCCAAGUUACAGCAGCUCAGCACCAGGCACAAAUGCAGCAGACCUUUCAGAAAACAUUUAAGACA
This is a messenger RNA of Tyto alba (common barn owl), 9192 nucleotides long. RefSeq names its product anoctamin 4 (gene ANO4). Bases 434 to 3424 code for a protein of 996 amino acids. The transcript has 28 exons. Gene Ontology annotation, biological process: chloride transmembrane transport. The record is from RefSeq and is a predicted model, not a curated record. Gene Ontology annotation, cellular component: plasma membrane. Gene Ontology annotation, molecular function: chloride channel activity; protein dimerization activity. Lineage: Eukaryota; Metazoa; Chordata; Aves; Strigiformes; Tytonidae.